Messenger RNA from Condylostylus longicornis, 1452 nucleotides. RefSeq names its product ADP-ribosylation factor 1 (gene Arf79F). Bases 447 to 995 code for a protein of 182 amino acids. NCBI's taxonomy places the organism in Eukaryota, Metazoa, Arthropoda, Insecta, Diptera, Dolichopodidae. Gene Ontology annotation, cellular component: plasma membrane; cytoplasm. The transcript has 5 exons. Gene Ontology annotation, molecular function: GTP binding; GTPase activity. Gene Ontology annotation, biological process: vesicle-mediated transport; intracellular protein transport. The record is from RefSeq and is a predicted model, not a curated record.
UCUACGGUUUUUCUCUUGAUUAUAAAGCCCGCAUGGUACUUUCGUGGUUUUAAAAAUAGGAAAUAAAUAAAACUAAAAAGUUUAUACUUACAUUCCGUUUAAAUAUUUGUGAUUCGAUGCCUGGAUUUUUUAAAAAGGGCGACUUUGGAUAAAACAUAAUUGUAAAAAAUAGUUUAAAACGCCAAAUUUUUAUUCGGAAUUAGAUUUGUAAGUUAACUACUGUGUGAAAGAAAAUUUGCAUAUCCCAUUGCGCGAAAAGGAUAGAUAGCUAUUAUUGAAAAAGCGAAUAUAGAAAAAUUUCUUAAUACUGAUGCGAAAUAUUUAAAGGAUAAAAAAAAUUAUUUUAUAUUAAUUGAAUCUUUGUUCUUUUUUUUUCGUUUUUUUUGGAACUAAAAGUUGACGUCGAUAAAUAAUUAAAUUAUAAGUAAAAAGGAAACCAAUUCAAAAUGGGAAAUAUAUUUGCAAAUCUGUUUAAAGGACUUUUCGGUAAAAAGGAAAUGAGAAUAUUAAUGGUCGGUUUGGAUGCUGCUGGUAAAACCACAAUUUUGUACAAACUCAAAUUAGGUGAAAUUGUUACAACGAUACCUACAAUUGGUUUCAACGUCGAGACUGUAGAAUACAAGAAUAUUAGCUUUACAGUAUGGGACGUAGGCGGUCAAGAUAAAAUUAGACCAUUGUGGAGGCAUUAUUUCCAAAAUACACAAGGUCUCAUUUUCGUCGUUGAUAGCAAUGACAGAGAGCGUAUCGGAGAAGCAAGAGAAGAAUUGAUGCGAAUGUUAGCUGAAGAUGAACUCAGAGAUGCUGUUUUACUUAUAUUUGCCAACAAACAGGAUCUGCCAAAUGCUAUGAACGCAGCCGAAAUAACUGAUAAGUUAGGUUUGCAUUCACUGAGAAAUCGUAAUUGGUAUAUUCAGGCGACGUGUGCAACUAGUGGUGAUGGUCUAUAUGAAGGUCUCGAUUGGUUAUCCAAUCAAUUAAAGAAUGCCAAUCGCUAAAAUUAAUUUUAUAUUAAUUAAUAAAAGACAGAAGAAGAAACACACACCUAAAUUAAAUUUAAUUUACAACUACAUUAAUUACAAAAGGAAAAAGAAAAUAAACAAAAAACAAAAAAUAAUAAAACAAAAAAAAAUAAAAAUAAUAUAAAAAAAUUUACAAAAAAUUUAAUAAAUUUCAAGAGAAUCAAACCCAACUAAGUCUUCAAUAGAACAGCAACAACAAUAACAUCGGAAUAGGAUACCACAGAAAAAAAAGUCUCAGAAAAAGAAGAAGUUUAUAACAACAUAAUUUCUUAAUAAUAUAUAUAUAUAUAUAUAUACGUAUAUAUAUGAAGGAAAAUAAUAAAAAAACAAAAUUGAUAUAAAAAAAAUGCAUAAAAAAUUAAAAUACUUUUUUUUUUUUGUUUUUAAUUAAGGUAUAUAUACAUAUAUAUAGAUAAAAAAUAAUAAUAUAGAA